Molecule: messenger RNA, 3384 nt
Organism: Anolis sagrei ordinatus
Lineage: Eukaryota; Metazoa; Chordata; Lepidosauria; Squamata; Anolidae
Gene: SRC
Product: SRC proto-oncogene, non-receptor tyrosine kinase
Biological process (GO): innate immune response; cell adhesion; epidermal growth factor receptor signaling pathway
Cellular component (GO): extrinsic component of cytoplasmic side of plasma membrane
Molecular function (GO): ATP binding; signaling receptor binding; non-membrane spanning protein tyrosine kinase activity
Source: RefSeq, a predicted model, not a curated record
UUCCUUCCUUCCUUCCUCUUCCCCCCAAAAAUCAAGCCAAGGAGGCGGCAGCUUGUCCACCCCCUUCUCUCCCCUCCCCCCAGCUUCCGGUUCUGCUGCCAUAUUCCUUUUUAUUUUAAAGGCAGGGGAGGAAAAACCGCUGGGAAAGGGAAAUAAAGCAGAGCAAGCGAAGGGAGGCAAGGAAGAGCUGCGUCCUGCUCGCCUUCUCCUCUCCCUUUGGAUGCUCUUCGGGUCGGAGGAGGCGCUCCAAGGCUUCCUCAUUCCGGAGGAAGAAGGAGAAGGAGAAAGGAGACGCCGGGGUUUCUGGAAGCCGCAGCGAAGGGACUGCUGCUGACAUCACUUUCUCGCAAGCCGUCCAAGUUCUGAUCCCUUUCGAGGCUGAAGUCUCCAGCGAAGGAAAGAAAGGAGAAGAAAGAGAAGGAGAGGAGGAAGGAAGGAAAGACCCAGGCGCGCCUCCCGUCCUAGCAAACCUCCUCCUGAAUGAAUCCGCGGCGCUUCCUCGCUGGGCCGCCUUCGUCUCCCUCUCCUCCUGGGUUGCCUCUGUUUACUUCCAACUGAGCCCUUUCUCCUUCCUUCCUUUGGGUUUGGGAAGAGGGAGAAGCACACCAAGGAAGGAAGGAAGCCAAGCAGACGUCGCCUAUCAGCUGAGACCGAAAAGCCGGCGGAGGAAAGAGGAAGGAAGGGCUAGUUUCACCAUCAGACAAAGUGAAGCAAUUGCCAUAGGCAGCAAACUCCAAGGGGCAGCAAAGGUUCCAGAAGAGCUGCUCUGGAUUGGUCAUCUGCCCUCCUGUUGUCUAUAGGGACACUGUCAUCUGACAGAGCUAUCUUGGGCCAUGGGGAGCAGUAAGAGCAAACCCAAAGAUCCCAGUCAACGGAGACGCAGCCUCGAAUCCACGGAAAAUAUCCAUGGCGGUUGCUCUGCCUCUCAAACACCCAACAAGACCACAGUCCCAGAUGCUCAUCGGACCCCCAGUCGUUUAUUUGGAAGCACAACACCAGAACCAAAACUCUUUGGAGGAUCAAAUACAUCUGAUACAGUCACCUCUCCUCAGCGUUGUGGGGCUCUAGCUGGAGGAGUCACUACAUUUGUGGCCCUCUAUGAUUAUGAAUCACGGACAGAAUCGGAUCUUUCUUUUAAGAAAGGGGAACGUCUCCAAAUCCUCAACAAUACGAGAAAGGUGGAUGUCAGCAGCCAGCUCUGGUUCAGAUACAAAGGGCUCCAAAGGGAAGGAGAUUGGUGGCUGGCUCACUCUCUCACAACUGGUCAGAAAGGCUAUAUCCCCAGUAACUAUGUCGCACCCUCAGACUCCAUCCAGGCUGAAGAGUGGUAUUUUGGCAAGAUAACCCGCCGAGAGUCUGAACGGCUACUACUCAAUCCUGAAAAUCCUCGAGGAACGUUCCUGGCAAGAGAGAGUGAGACAACAAAAGGUGCCUACUGCCUCUCUGUCUCAGAUUUUGACAAUGCCAAAGGACUCAACGUGAAGCACUACAAGAUCCGCAAACUGGACAAUGGUGGCUUCUAUAUCACCUCUCGCACCCAAUUCAGCAGUCUUCAACAGCUGGUAGCAUAUUAUUCCAAACAUGCAGAUGGCUUGUGCCACCGUCUUACCAAUGUCUGCCCAACCAGCAAGCCUCAGACACAAGGCCUUGCCAAGGAUGCCUGGGAAAUCCCCCGGGAAUCCCUAAGAUUAGAAGUGAAGCUUGGACAAGGCUGCUUUGGAGAAGUGUGGAUGGGGACCUGGAAUGGCACCACCAGGGUGGCAAUAAAGACUCUGAAACCUGGGACAAUGUCUCCAGAGGCAUUUCUACAGGAAGCCCAGGUCAUGAAGAAACUGCGCCAUGAGAAGCUGGUGCAGUUGUACGCUGUGGUUUCUGAAGAACCUAUUUACAUUGUGACAGAAUACAUGUGCAAAGGAAGCCUCUUGGAUUUCUUAAAGGGUGAAAUGGGCAAAUAUCUGAGGCUGCCCCAGUUGGUGGACAUGGCUGCUCAGAUUGCAUCUGGCAUGGCGUACGUGGAGAGAAUGAACUAUGUUCACAGAGAUCUUCGAGCUGCCAAUAUCCUUGUCGGGGAGAACUUGGUGUGCAAGGUGGCCGACUUCGGACUGGCUCGCCUGAUUGAGGACAACGAAUACACGGCAAGGCAAGGUGCUAAAUUCCCUAUUAAGUGGACUGCUCCAGAAGCUGCACUCUAUGGCCGGUUCACUAUCAAGUCAGAUGUAUGGUCCUUUGGGAUACUGCUGACCGAACUGGCCACAAAAGGCCGAGUUCCAUAUCCAGGUAUGGUGAACCGUGAAGUGCUAGAUCAAGUGGAACGAGGCUACCGGAUGCCUUGCCCGCCUGAAUGCCCAGAAUCUCUGCAUGAUCUAAUGUGCCAGUGUUGGAGGAAGGAUCCCGAAGAAAGGCCCACCUUUGAGUACCUUCAAGCUUUCUUGGAGGAUUACUUCACGUCAACAGAACCUCAGUAUCAGCCAGGCGAGAACUUAUAGAUCUAGAAACCGAAUCUAUUGUCAAAGACUCAGUGCUGCUUCUACUGCAUAGGUGCUCAAGGGAUAUACUUUGAGACAUACUUGGAACAUCUCUGGAGCACCUGCUGAGGUCUCUUCCUAAUUCUGGUGAUUUGCUCUUCCAUCCGAGAAUAGUUCUGGGCCCAUUACAAAGCAGAUGUGGUGUUCUUGCCUGUUUUGGGUUAAUGAAAGUCUUGAUUUAGCAGAGUGUUACGGUUCUACUUCCUUAAUAUGAACUUGCUAGUGGUUCAGUUGACAGAAUUUCAGAAAAGUCAGGUUAUUCCAGAAGCAAACAGGCUAAGUGAAAACCAAGGGAUGCAGUUUAUGAGGGCCAUCUACCUUUUCAAAAGAUCUGUCCUUCCUCAAAACCACUCCAGACUAGUCAGAAGGAAGAUGAUGAACUUGAUUCUGAUAGCAAUGAUGCGCUUUAUAGUCUGCAUGACUUCAUAGCACUUGUGUCAUCUCUGAGUGGUUGAUGCUAUAGAAUUCUGCCUUUUGGAUUCAGAUGGCUUUUGUCCUUUAUGUAUAAAACCAGCACAAAUUUCUCCUUUCCCUCCUGUAUCAAAUCCCACUGCCUGGAAGUGGACCAACUGCUUCACUCCAAGAAAAAAAUUAGUUCACUAAUAAUCUGGGCACUACAUGUUUCCAUGUUUGUGUGAACCUCUUUUAAUCUGCCACUGAAGAUGUCGCUGUCUCACUGUCCAUGCAAUCUUGUCCCAUUUGUAUGCAGAGCACUUGCAGAUCCUAGCCAUAUAAUAAGCUGAACUAGACACACUGGUCUUGCUUGGAAACUUGCAGAGUUUUGUAUUUGGCUAGUCCUCAGCCUCUGGGGGUGAAGUGCAAAAUGACAAAGACUUCCUGGAGGGGCUGGUUUUGACAU